AUGAGUGUAAUCUCUGAUCUCACCGAGAAAGCAAAUGAUAAACUGAAGAUUCUGGAGGAUUUGACAUCAAAUGUAAAGCAGAUUCAAGACAAUGUAUUGGAGGAGAUACUCACACUCAACACAAACACAGAGUAUCUCCAACGCUUCUUCCAUGGGAAAUUUGAUAAAGAGAUUUUCAAGAAGAAUGUACCUGUAGUGACUUAUGAAGAUGUUAAGCCAUAUAUCCAACGUGUCGCGAAUGGAGAGCCUUCCAAUGUCAUAUCAACCCGGCCUAUUACCGGUUUCUUACUAAGUUCGGGAACGUCAGGAGGAGCACAAAAGAUUAUGCCAUGGAAUGAAAAGUUCUUGGACUACUUGACAUUCAUGUUUGUAGUCACCACCACCGCCAGUGCGAUAACCAUGCCCCAAUAAUCACCACAAAUAUUGAUCACAAUUUUUUUUCCUGUUACUGGCAACUGGUUCAAAAGAAGGAUAAAACCGAAAAAAUAUUGCACAAAUGCUACGAGAUCUAAUAACAUCAAAAUCACCGCUAUAUUCUUAAUUUGUUGGUAAAAUAUGGCUAGUUCACAAAUAAGCCCUU
Brassica oleracea var. oleracea is the source of this 580-nucleotide messenger RNA. Its product is annotated as 4-substituted benzoates-glutamate ligase GH3.12-like. Bases 1 to 411 code for a protein of 136 amino acids. Gene Ontology annotation, molecular function: acid-amino acid ligase activity. The transcript has 3 exons. The record is from RefSeq and is a predicted model, not a curated record. Lineage: Eukaryota; Viridiplantae; Streptophyta; Magnoliopsida; Brassicales; Brassicaceae. Gene Ontology annotation, cellular component: cytoplasm.